This is a messenger RNA of Xenopus laevis (African clawed frog), 2195 nucleotides long. RefSeq names its product WD repeat domain 46 L homeolog (gene wdr46.L). Gene Ontology annotation, biological process: maturation of SSU-rRNA from tricistronic rRNA transcript (SSU-rRNA, 5.8S rRNA, LSU-rRNA). Lineage: Eukaryota; Metazoa; Chordata; Amphibia; Anura; Pipidae. Gene Ontology annotation, cellular component: 90S preribosome; small-subunit processome; nucleolus. The record is from RefSeq and is marked provisional.
UGUAACUUUACUGUUCAGGGUUCCGGUAACAGAAUGCUGGAAUCCAAAAUGGCGACUGUCAAGACUGCUAAAAAGAAAGUAAAGAGGUACUAUGAAGAACAAGAUGAAGAUCAGACUCCAGUAGGCAAUGUGGAUGAAACAGAUACCCAGACAGAAUCUCUUAAAAAUGUUCCACAUCUUCCAACAGAACAAAAACAAGGUCAAAAGAGAGAAAAAAGAGAUCAAAAGAAGCCAAAGAGUAAAUUUAUAUCAGGGGCUAAAGAUCCCUUUCCAGGUUCAGUUUCUGUACCCCAAAAUCAUCUUUUAAAGUAUGAGCGAGCUAGAAAAUCAAAACUGGGCAGGAAAUAUUCCCCAUAUGUUCAGCACCGCUUACAGACCCAAGAGAAUGACAUGCAGACAGCGCUGGGGCAAGCAGCCAGACAUGAUGUACUUCUGCCAGAGGAGGAAGGAUUUCUAGAAGGGGAUGAGGGCCAGGACACAUGUACUAUAACUCAAGAAGACAUUGCUGAAAUAGUGGACAUCACCAGUGGAUCAAAGCAUUUCAACCUGAACCUCAAUCAAUUUGGCCCAUACAGAAUUAACUACACUCGCAAUGGCAGAAACCUUCUGCUGGCGGGGCAGCGUGGUCAUGUUGCAUCCCUGGAAUGGCAAUCAAAGAAGCUCGCCUGUGAGAUGAAUGUGAUGGAAACAGUUAAUGAUGUGAAGUGGUUGCACACAUAUACCAUGUAUGCAAUGGCUCAGCGGCGUUGGCUUUAUAUUUACGACUCACAGGGUGUUGAGCUUCACUGCAUAAAAAAGUUUAAUGAUGUUUUGCGUAUGGAAUUUCUGCCAUAUCACUUCCUGCUAGCAACAUGUAGUUCCACUGGAUUUCUCCAAUACUUAGAUGUCUCUGUUGGGAAAGAAAUAACAGCUACAUGUGUUAAAUCGGGAAGACUAAAUGUAAUGUGCCAGAAUCCUAGCAAUGCAAUUAUACACCUGGGACAUCACAAUGGGACAGUGUCUCUCUGGAGUCCAUCCAUGAAAGAGCCACUUGUGAAAAUGCUGUGCCACCGUGGGGCAGUGAGAGCCCUGAGUGUUGAUAAAACAGGAAUGUACAUGGCCUCUUCUGGUCUGGACAGGAAGCUGACCAUUUUUGACCUCCGUACUUACCGUCCACUCACUUCCUGUAUUCUCCCACUUGGUGCAGGAUCCCUGUGUCAUAGCCAGAAGGGGCUGUUAGCAGCAGGAACAGGGGACAUUGUGCAGGUUUAUAAAGACACGCACCUCACUCCUCCUCGCUCCCCCUAUAUGUGUCUACAAGUUAAAGCCCCUAUUCAUGGCCUUCAGUUCUGCCCCUUUGAAGAUGUUUUGGGUAUUGGGCAUGGAGGAGGCUUUACAAGUAUGAUUGUACCAGGUGCCGGAGAAGCAAAUUUUGAUGCUAUGGAGUGCAAUCCUUAUGAGACCAAAAAGCAGAGACAAGAAUGGGAAGUCAAAGCUCUGCUGGAGAAGAUCCAACCAGAACUCAUCACUUUGGAUCCAACUCAGCUGGGAGAGGUUGAUGCCAUCACCAUGGAACAGAAGCACAAAGAGAAAGUGGAGAGACUGGGAUUUGACCCUCAUGAAAAAACACCCUUUGUCCCCCGCCACAAGUUAAAGGGUCGGAGUUCUUCAGGGAAUUUGCUCAAACGCAAAAAGAAGGUGGCACAUGAAGAACAAAGGGAACAUGUUCGGAAAAGUAUGGAAGUUAGAGAAAAACAGAAAAAAGAGCAGAUCAGUGAAGGGAUAAUACCCCGAGCUGAAAAGUCAGCCUUAGACAGAUUCAAAAAGUGAGCAGCAGUACAGAGAACUUGGCAAACACUUUUCACGAGCAGCACUGCAAGAAUUCCAUCUUUACCAACCAAUAUUACUUUUUUUGUGCUCAUGGCAUUUGUAUUUUCUUACUAGUGUUGCCACCUGGUCCAUAUUUUACCAGCCUGGACGGCAAAAAAGAUGCUUGAUGUCAUUACUAGGGAAAAAAAGAAAAAAUAUAGGAAGGCUGGUAAUUUUUUCCAGAAAAGGUGGCAACCCUAUUUCUUACCCACUAUACAACACUCAGUGAGUGUCAGUUUGUCAAAUGGCAAUAGUUUUACCGUAUGGCUAUGGUUUAUAUGUCUUUCAGCCCUACACACACGUACUGUAUAUAUGUUUAAUAAGAAUUAAAUAACAUGUCAGUUUCA